AGUGCACGAGCGCACAACACCCCUCAAAUACUCCGACCAUCGUGGGUCGAAUCCGAGUCAUUAGGAACCUCAUGGGUCUCUUUGUACCCACCUUGCCUGACCAAUAUAUAGAUCUCGUUAAGUCUUGGGAGCUGCAGUUGAGUCCCGAUGGCUUCAACACCGUCCGCCUCAGCCCUCUCCGCUGUUCUCCGGAGUCAGGGCAACAUACUCGCCCGAAAGGGGGUGAACCAGACGCGGCCUGCGGCAUCGGUCUACGGGCUCGGGAUGAAAUCUUCAAACCGAUCAUUUUUUCGUACUCUCUUGGGUUUUAUAUUUAACAGGGAGAUUGACGAGAUUCAGGGAGUUUGGUCCGUUUCAACGCAACUUAAAAGACGAUCUGCUGUAAGAAUCACUGAGGAUCAUCUGGUCAAAAACUCAACAUUAAAGAACUGUCGUAAAACGAAACUGAAGACGGAUUAUUACGGUUUUGCGUUUAAUUCUGAGCGGUUUAGUCUUUUAUCAAAAAACAGCAAAGUUCUUCGAGUGGGUAACUUGUAUGUGGGGAAAACAACGUCGGAAAAUCCAAGGACUUUUUGCAUUUGUAUAGUUUGUGCUCACGGUAAGAGCGCAUUAAACCAACAUGAAGUGGAUUCGUUAUUUCCGAUUGUUUUACUGUCGUUAUUAAAGAAGAGACUGACAUAUUUAACAGCUGCAGUGUCCGACAUUAUGCGGACCAAACUGGGAAUAGACAGGACCAACCAGAUUUAUCCGGAUUGCAAUAAGCGGAGUGGAGGUUUCGAAUAUAACACUGAAGAUCAUACGGAGGCUGAAUCUCAGACUCUGCAGGGAGAAGCGUCUGAAAUUCAGAAAUGAAUCUUCUGCAGAUCCUUUGGAUGACAUGCACUUCCCAAAUGCACCUCCAGACUUCCUAAAAACAGAUAGCUAGAUUUAUUUUGAUUGGCUUAUAUGUGAAUGUUUGUAAUGCCAGUGUAACCGCACAAUAUGUCCUGGUUUGUGCUGUGUGUUGUAGCCUAAGACUGAGCUCUGUGGAUGUUUGAUAGAGCUUUUAUAUGCUAUGUAUUGUUGUAUAGCUGGAUUUUGCCUUAGGAAUAAUAUUAUAUGUAAAUAUAUUAAUAAAUAUAUUAUUUCAAAGUACAUAUGCAAAACUCUGACCUUAUACGGUAAUCAGGUAACCAACAUGCGUUUAACAAAAUAAAGAAAAAAAUGAUGUUAAAUGGUUAUAAACUGCCUGACUUUAUGCCUAUAUUUCUGAUAAAGAGAAAAACUUUUGGAAGAAAUCAUGUGUUGAAGUUGUACACCCUUGAAAUAAGAUCCAAACAUGAUCCGUGAUGCCUAACAUCUACGUUUUUUACUUAGUACAGUCGAAAACCUACAUACAGCUACUUAAAAGUAAAGCAGAUGUUCUUAUGUGAGACUUGAGGGGGCGGGGCUUUCUAAACAUGACGCCACGCCACCCGGAAGUUAAGCGCUGUUACAUUCUUGAGCGAAGCUUGGAGGGUACGCUCGAGAGUCAGGAAGUUUGUAGCUCUUAAAAUUAUAGGUUAUUUAACGUCUAAACCAUUUCAGAACCAAAUAAAGGACCUGGGAUAUUUGAAACGGUGCAGAAUUGUUAAAGCUACUGAAAUAUGAGUAUAACUGAGUGAGAAGUAGAGAAAUGAGUGAAGAAGACGUUCAACAUGCCAGAGUAUGAGCGCGUGUUGACUCAUCUUUUGGGCUGUUGGUGGUGGAGGGAAGGCUGAAUGGGCUACAGGCCCUGCCAAUGGUCACCCUCGCACAUUGGACUACAAUACAAAUAUCAUAAUCUAAAAACCUGGAACAUGUUUUAUUUUCACCUACGGUCUCUUUAAUGUAAAGUUUUAUUUACUUAUUAGAUAAAAAUCAUGCAAAGCAUGUGAUUUUUUUCGAUAUCCACAAGACUUUAUUUAUGUUCUCAAUGCCCUGUCUGUAUUAUCAUCCACUUCUGCUUUCCUGAAUCCCCUGUAUCAUUGCACCUCAGGUCAAUGGCCAUGCUCCGCAAGAGAAGUUCUCUCAUCAUUUGCGGUGGUUUUAUAUUCGUAGCUUGGAAUGUCAUUCUCAUCUAUGUCCUUAUGGGUCGUCCGCUCGGUCAGCUUGACAGCAAGGCUGAACCUGGUAAAACAGGUGACCAAGGAGGCGGCGAAAUAGGAAAUAUUAUCAAUGAGGUGAUGCGUGUAGCUAAUGAGUUUGAGACUGAACUUAAAUCGCAGAAGAAAAUCUUAAUGCAGAUCAAGAACCAUAGGUCAGUUUGGGAAAACGACAAGGACAAUGAACCUGCCGCUAAGAGAAAAUCAAUAGCAGAACCUGCACCACCCGUGGUCAUCCCUAUUUUAGUCAUUGCCUGUGAUCGUGUGACAGUAAAACGCUGCCUUGAUAAACUCAUUGAGCAACGCCCAUCAGCCGAGCUUCACCCAAUCAUAGUGAGUCAGGACUGCGGGCAUGGGGAAACUGCCAAUGUGAUCGCAUCGUAUGGCAGUCAACUGACCCACAUUAAACAGCCAGAUCUUUCAGAAAUCGCCGUACCUCCGCAGCAUAAGAAGUUCCAGGGCUACUACAAAAUCUCACGACAUUACCGCUGGGCAUUGAACCAAGUUUUCAACACGUUCUCCUACACGUCUGUUGUCAUUGUGGAGGAUGAUAUAGAGGUGGCUCCUGAUUUCUUUGAGUACUUCAGAGCACUUCAUCCAAUCUUAAAAUCGGACCCAACUUUGUGGUGCGUAUCUGCCUGGAAUGACAAUGGCAGGGAUGGGUAUGUUGAUCCCGGUAAAGCAAGCUUGUUGUACAGGACAGAUUUUUUCCCAGGCCUGGGCUGGAUGCUCACAAAAGACCUCUGGAUUGAGCUCGAGCCAAAAUGGCCAGCCUCAUUUUGGGAUGACUGGAUGCGUCACCCCGAUCAACGCAAAGACAGGUCCUGCAUCAGACCAGAAAUUUCCAGAACUAUAACGUUCGGCCGUAAGGGUGUGAGUUUGGGUCAGUUUUUCGACAAGUACCUCCGCUUUAUUAAACUCAAUACCGAAUUUGUGCCUUUUACAACACUAGACCUAUCCUAUUUGGAUAAAGAGACAUAUGAUAAGACCUUUGAUAAGGAAGUAUAUAGUGCUGAAGUUGUGACUAUGGAGGAUCUGCAGGGUGGUAAACUGUCUGGACCUGGGCCUUUCAGACUGCAGUAUUCCAGUGCUGACAGUUUCAAAACAUUGGCUCGUAAUCUCGGCAUUAUGGAUGACCUAAAGUCAGGAGUCCCUCGAGCAGGGUAUAGAGGUGUAGUUAGUUUCCUUUCACGUGGAAAGAGAAUCUAUGUGGCACCACCUGCUGGUUGGAGUCAGUAUGAUCCAAGCUGGAGUUGAGGUGGAGUGUUUUUUUUUUAAAGUUUAAAUUAUAAAAAGUUAUAUUUGGUGCACUUGUAUGUUACAGCCUGUCUUUAAGACUUACUAUGGUUCAUUUCACAACUGUGAAAUUAUUGCAUACUGUUGUAAAUGUCUUAAAAUGUCAUUGUCCAGUGCGAAUACGAUACCAAAGAUAAAAGAUUUAUCACUCAGA
Molecule: messenger RNA, 3552 nt
Organism: Paramisgurnus dabryanus
Lineage: Eukaryota; Metazoa; Chordata; Actinopteri; Cypriniformes; Cobitidae
Source: RefSeq, a predicted model, not a curated record